Meloidogyne enterolobii is the source of this 411-nucleotide messenger RNA. The record is from the annotation of a GenBank genome assembly. NCBI's taxonomy places the organism in Eukaryota, Metazoa, Nematoda, Chromadorea, Rhabditida, Meloidogynidae.
AUUAACCACUUAAUUGAUCUUUUUCGUUUUUAUUUCCUCACGUUUUAUUCAACUAUUUACAUAUUUAUAUACACGCUAAAAUUGUUUUAUUAUAGUAGUUGUGAGUUUUUAAAAUUAUUCGUUGGAUUAAUUAUCAGAAGAAUUAGAAAAAUGGCUUAUGUAAAUUCUAGUGGUGAGGUUCGUGAUCGUGCUGAUUUUUCUAUUGUCAAGACAUUUUGGAAUUUCGUCUAUUUCGUGACAUUUUUUUUCCGUGCACUUCUUGCGCCUUUAUUCGGUAAUGCUCAAAGUGAUCCAGAUGCCCAAUCCCGUUAUCGAACAAAUUUACGAGGAGGUGGUGACGGCUGGGGAGGAGGCGGCGGUGGUGGUGGAGGUGGAGGAUGGAGACCUGGUAAUAAAUAUAUAUUAAUUUAA